AUGGAUGUUCCCGGUGGCUUUGGCUACGGCUUCAUCGACUGCGAGGAGACGAAGCUUCGCUUUACCCGAGACGUCUACGUCCAUCGAAACCAAUUGGAGGGUUUACAGAUUGGUGACGAGGUGACAUUCACGCUCAUGCUGAACAGCAAAGGCGAGCCGCAGGCGCGCAAUGUCAUGAAACUGGAGGAUGCACUCCUGCUCAGCUCGGGGCAGGCAAUGCAGACACAGGAUCUUCAUCUUAUGGACGAAAAUCAGGCCCUGGCCGCCCGGGACCGGGAUGCCUUGCAGUGGAUUUUGUGGGGAAGCGGCAGAUUCGGAGAGAUCGACUUUUUGCUCAAGUAA
Symbiodinium sp. CCMP2592 is the source of this 342-nucleotide messenger RNA. NCBI's taxonomy places the organism in Eukaryota, Dinophyceae, Suessiales, Symbiodiniaceae. The record is from the annotation of a GenBank genome assembly.